This is a messenger RNA of Zingiber officinale, 1073 nucleotides long. RefSeq names its product vesicle-associated membrane protein 714-like. The record is from RefSeq and is a predicted model, not a curated record. Gene Ontology annotation, biological process: vesicle-mediated transport. The transcript has 4 exons. Gene Ontology annotation, cellular component: membrane. NCBI's taxonomy places the organism in Eukaryota, Viridiplantae, Streptophyta, Magnoliopsida, Zingiberales, Zingiberaceae. The coding region runs from base 185 to 850 and encodes 221 amino acids.
UAAUUAUCCCACUCAAUUACCUCUGUUGUGUUCUUCGUUUAACUGCUGCUCCCCAGCGCAUCGAUUUCGUACCAGCGAAAGAAAGGGGUUCUUCCCUCAAACCCUAACGACGCAGUCGCCUGCAGAUAAUUAGUGAAAAGAUCGAGAGAGAUUAAGGGAAAUUGAAAAGGCAUCUUUCGUUGCCAUGGCGAUCCUCUACGCGGUGGUGGCUAGGGAAACGCUGGUCCUCGCCGAGUUUGCCGCAGCCACCGGUAACAGCGGCGCUGUCGCCCGGCGUAUCCUCGAGAAGCUUCCGCCGGAUUCCGAUUCCAGGCUCUGCUUUUCACAGGAUCGAUACAUCUUCCACGUUCUCAGAUCUGAUGGCAUCACCUUCCUCUGCAUGGCCAAUGAUACCUUCGGGAGGAGAGUUCCCUUUCUGUAUUUGGAGGACAUUCACAUGAGAUUCAUGAAGAACUAUGGCAGGGUGGCUCGUUCAGCACUAGCUUAUGAAAUGAAUGAUGAAUUCUCCAGAGUACUACAUCAGCAAAUGGAAUUGUACUCGAGCAAUCCAAGUGUUGACACACUUACCCGUGUACGUGGCGAAGUUAGUGAGGUACACACUAUCAUGGUGGACAAUAUUGAAAAUAUAUUGGACAGAGGUGAUCGCCUUGCCCUUCUUGUGGACAAAACUGCUACAAUGCAAGAUAGUGCUUUCCAUUUUAGAAAGCAAUCCAAGCGACUUAGGCGAGCUCUGUGGAUGAAAAAUGCCAAGCUUUUAGCUGUGCUGACAUUUUUGAUUGUUCUGCUAUUGUACAUAAUCAUAGCAGCUAUCUGUGGCGGCAUCACACUUCCAUCAUGUAGAUCAAAAUAGGGUCGAUCAAAAUUCAUUGUGAUGGAGAUUCUUGCUUUGUACAUUCAUUAGUUUGCCUGUGUAUGGAAGCUCUACUUCCAUCAGUUUUUCCUUGUGUGGCAAUAACAUUAGUGCUUCCUAAGCUCAUAAGCUAUCUGCCUUGCUAUUUGCUUAAUGUCUGUGGAGGAGUUUAUAUUGAAAAUUGUUAUGUAAGUUACAGUUUAUCUAAGAAUAAGUUAUCUAA